CACGCCCACACAGGAAGAAGCGUGUUGUGCUGUCGUCGAGAUCGUUCCGCCUCCGAGCUUCUGGGUGACAGGUCAGUUUCAGACAGAUCGAGACUUGCUCCACUUCUGCAGAGUCACCACAGGACUUGUAAACCAGCGGAGAUGGCAAACCUAAUGGAAGAUGACGUAUUUAGGACUUUCACCACCUAUGCUGCUAUUGUCAUUGUCAAGAUGAUGCUGAUGGGGCCCAUGACCGCAUACUAUCGCUUCACCAGAGGGUCUUUCUCAAACGAGGAAGAUGUGGCCAGAAAGUCUGCAGAGGAGAGGAAGAAAAUGCUGAGAACCCACCCAGAUGUAGAGCGAGUUCGAAGGUGUCACCAGAAUGACCUGGAGAACAUUGUUCCCUUCGUGGUGGUCGGGCUGCUCUACGCUCUGACUGGACCUGAGCUUUCAGCCGCUCUGCUUCACUUCCGCAUCUUUGCCGGUUCUCGAAUCUUCCACACCAUUGCCUACAUUUGCCCUCUGCCUCAGCCCAGCAGGGCUCUGUCUUGGCUAACGGGCAUGGGUGUCACCUUGUCCAUGGCUUACAAGAUCCUCAGCACAGUCCUCCUCCUCUAGAGACGGUAGACCUUACACUACAUUCCUACAUGGAUCCUGAAUCAGUUUUUUUUUUUUUUUUGCUUCUCUCUUGCUGCAGCUAUCUAUGAGUUUGAUUAUUAAAGUUCAAGGAUGAAAAAAAUGCAUUUUCAAUAAACUUUUCUAUCAACA
Molecule: messenger RNA, 747 nt
Organism: Chelmon rostratus (copperband butterflyfish)
Lineage: Eukaryota; Metazoa; Chordata; Actinopteri; Chaetodontiformes; Chaetodontidae
Product: microsomal glutathione S-transferase 1-like
Exons: 4
Coding region: 142-597 (151 amino acids)
Cellular component (GO): membrane; mitochondrion
Molecular function (GO): glutathione transferase activity
Source: RefSeq, a predicted model, not a curated record